Messenger RNA from Lingula anatina, 2630 nucleotides. RefSeq lists its product as uncharacterized. Gene Ontology annotation, molecular function: monoatomic cation transmembrane transporter activity. The record is from RefSeq and is a predicted model, not a curated record. Gene Ontology annotation, cellular component: membrane. Gene Ontology annotation, biological process: transmembrane transport; monoatomic cation transport. Lineage: Eukaryota; Metazoa; Brachiopoda; Lingulata; Lingulida; Lingulidae.
GAAAGGAAAAUCGUGUCAAAUAAAAUGGAGGACGAGGGAAUUCCUCAUUUGUGCAGCUGACAGUUGGCAUUUUGUCUCGAACAAGUCUAGAGCAAUCACUUCAACAUGGAGCGCAAGGAGAGACAAAAAUCUCCAUUACGUGCCUUAGCUACCGAAACUCAUUCCUACUCAUUGCUACCAACAAGUGAAAUAAAGGCAACAGGGGAGACAGUAGUUGAUGCCAAUGACCAAAAGAUGGCAGCACCUGAUGACCAUAAAGAUAAGCUUAUAAAACAGGAAGAUCAUGAAGGCUACACCAACCCGGUGUCUGAAGAGCCUGCUGAGGACAGAAGUAUGGAUAAGAAUGUGUUGGAGGGCGCAGAGGUCGACGCCAUGUUGGAGGUCAGUGACAUGGGCACACAGACAUUUCUGUGUCGCAGGACGGGAGUGGACAUGGCAGAAGUGACGGUGAAGCUGAAACAACAUGGGAACCAAGAAGGCCAAGGUGAAGAAGAAGACAUUGACCUGUCACCAGAAGUAAAAGCAAGUGACCUUGACCCUGCGACCCAGACCAGUGAAGAUGGAUUGCAACCACCUGGGGACUAUCCUCAGCACGUUAGACGCUUGAGCAGCCAACCAAAGCAAGGGGUAGAUCACUGCGCAGCUGAGACCCAGACAGAGGCGAGAAUAUUCUGUCGCUGGUACAUGUGUCCCCCGGGGUGUGAGACACCCGAUUUGGACCUCCCGCCUUUGGUGCCUGCAGUGAACAUCAUCGAUGAAAAUGGAAUUUCUACCAGUCCCGUUGAAGAGCCAGCUUCCCCGACAACACAGCCAUCCUAUUGCUGCCUCCGAAGCAAGAAGAGUGCACCAUUUCCCAAAGAUUCCACCGGCCGCUAUGGUGACAGUGUACAGGAACGCUCAGCAAAUGUUAUCUCUCGCGACAUGAUCGUGGAGUUUCCGAAAUCGGCACCAGCCAGUGGAACAACAACACCUAAUGGUCAUUUGUCUCGGACUCAUUCACUGGAUAGCUGUAUGCGAAGAAGAAUCCGUCUGAAGGAAGUGGCGCCAUCUCAUGUUAGUCUCUCUGAUGCACUGGAACAAGGAGAUGAGGAGAAGUCUGCAUGGCCCUUUUCCAUCAACAUGUUCACUUCCAAAAAGAGGGGAAAACAGAAGGAAGAUAAAAAACUGCCAAAAUCAGUCAGGCAUUUUUACAAAGCUCAGGAUGAGCUGAUCGUUGAGUUUGAGGAUACUCAGCAUCUCGAUGUAGAUUUGCAGGGGGAACAGACAGCAAAAGAAGAACGUAGUAAAGCCAGCCUUGUAGCCAAGAUUACAUUGGGCAUAAAUAUAUUACUGAUGAUCGCCAAGGCAGUGGCGGCAGGAUUGUCUGGGUCACUAUCGGUCAUCUCCAGCCUGGUGGACAGUGUGGUGGACCUGCUAUCCGGACUGGUCAUUUGGUGGAGCAGCAGAGCCAUGAAGAAGAGAGACCCCUAUGUUUAUCCACAAGGACGCACAAAACUCGAGCCAGUAGCCAUCGUCAUCCUCUCCGUCAUCAUGUCUCUGGCUUCCGCUCAGCUGAUUGUAGAAUCCAUAGAGAUCAUUGUCAGCCUUGCUCAGGGAAAUCCAAGAACAGUUAACAUGGAUAUAUCAACUAUUGUCAUCAUCUGUAGCACCAUUGUCAUCAAGUUCAUAUUAUUCAUAUUCUGUCGGCGCAUGAAGAAUCCCAGCAUCCAAGCCCUGGCUCAGGACCAUCGCAAUGAUGUCCUCUCUAAUCUGGUCGCAUUAGGCAUGGGGCUUAUAGGCGAUAAGCUGUGGCCGUAUGCCGACCCCAUUGGAGCCAUCUUGAUCAGUUUGUACAUCGCCUUUAGUUGGUGGCAGAUGGGAUACGAGCAAAUCAAACUUCUCACGGGCUACACCGCAAAUCCAAAGUUCCUACAGAAGUUAACAUGGAUCGGAUUAAACCACAGUGAAAAGAUACAACAGAUCGACACUGUCCGUGCAUUCCAUUUUGGUAACAAUUACAUCGUAGAAGUCGAUAUUGUUCUUCCCGAGACUAUGACCUUGAAAGAAGCACAUGACAUAGGUGAACCAUUACAGCAGAAACUGGAGCGUCUUCCAGAGGUUGAACGAGCGUUUGUGCAUCUUGAUUACGAGUUUGAGCAUCGCCCGUCAGAUGAGCACAAAGUAGUGUAGAGAACAUUGCAUUUUCUAUUUAGUAACGUAUUUCCCCGUUUUUAAACAAAAGGAUGCCAUUAGCCGUCAUUGCACAUUUCAAACAUCCACAGUCAGUUGAUCUUUUAGAAGAUGGUGAAUAAAAUAAUUGAUUUUUGUAAUUAUCUUUUGUAGAAAUCCAUUUAUAGUAAAGCAAAACAAUACAUAAUUGUUACUUUCUUUUUUUUUCUGAAAGUUACCUGUGAUGCAGUACAAAAAAAAAUCAAUAAUAUUAGAUCAAAAUAUAUAUUUUACUAUAUACUUGAUAAAAAAUACUGCUUAUUAUUUUAGUACUAUAAUCUAGUAUUAAGAUUAUUUAAAGGGAGAAUAUUGUAGAAAUUGGGUUUGGUUGUUGCAGGUGAGGGUACACCAGGCCAAAAAACCCUCAUUUAGCUUCCGAGGUACCCCUUUUCAGGGAUUCUGGAAUUGAAAAUAUUGUUAAA